AUGGGGCCCCCAGUAAGUUCACACAUGGAAGGCUGGGCCCCACUGAGUUUUCUCCCUCCAUUCCCCUUCCCAGGAGUCCUGGCUGUCACCGGGGGGCAGUGGGCCAUGCCUGGGGCAGUGAAAGGCCCCAGCUGGAAGCAGGCAGAAGACAUUAGGGACAUUUACGACUUCCGUGAUGUUCUGGGAACGGGGGCCUUCUCAGAGGUGAUCCUGGCAGAAGAUAAGAGGACUCAGAAGCUGGUGGCCAUCAAAUGCAUCGCCAAGAAGGCUCUGGAGGGGAAGGAGGGCAGCAUGGAGAAUGAGAUCGCUGUCCUGCACAAGAUCAAGCACCCCAACAUUGUAGCCCUGGAUGACAUCUAUGAGAGUGGGGGCCACCUCUACCUCAUCAUGCAGCUGGUGUCGGGCGGGGAGCUGUUUGACCGCAUUGUGGAAAAAGGCUUCUACACAGAGCGGGACGCCAGCCGCCUCAUCUUCCAGGUGCUGGAUGCUGUCAAGUACCUGCACGACCUGGGCAUUGUACACCGGGACCUCAAGCCAGAGAAUCUCCUCUACUACAGCCUGGAUGAAGACUCCAAGAUCAUGAUCUCCGACUUUGGCCUCUCCAAGAUGGAGGACCCCGGGAGUGUGCUCUCCACGGCCUGUGGGACCCCAGGAUACGUGGCCCCUGAGGUCCUGGCCCAGCAGCCCUACAGCAAGGCAGUGGAUUGCUGGUCCAUUGGUGUCAUCGCCUACAUCCUGCUCUGCGGUUACCCUCCCUUCUAUGACGAGAAUGAUGCCAAACUCUUUGAACAGAUAUUGAAGGCCGAGUACGAGUUUGACUCUCCUUACUGGGACGACAUCUCUGACUCUGCUAAAGACUUCAUCCGGCACUUGAUGGAGAAGGAUCCAGAGAAGAGGUUCACCUGUGAGCAGGCCUUGCAGCACCCAUGGAUUGCAGGAGAUACGGCUCUAGAUAAGAAUAUUCACCAGUCAGUGAGUGAGCAGAUCAAGAAGAACUUUGCCAAGAGCAAGUGGAAGGGCCAGCGGCUGGUUGCUGCUGUCGAGACUGCUUCGUGGAGCCAGGCCCAGAGCUGUCCCCCUCACUGCCCUCUCAGCUCUAGGGCCCUGGAUCCAGGCUCAGGAUCCCUUGCGUGAGAGGGGUUGGGGGCAGCCUGCUCCCCUUCCCUCCCUGAACUGGGAAGUUACCCUGCCCCACCCAUUUCCCUACCACUCCACUGCAUUUUCCAUACAAAUGUUUCUAUUUUAUUGUUUCUUUCUUGUAAUAAAGGGAAGAGAAUAAAACCA
Diceros bicornis minor is the source of this 1284-nucleotide messenger RNA. RefSeq names its product calcium/calmodulin dependent protein kinase I (gene CAMK1). The record is from RefSeq and is a predicted model, not a curated record. Gene Ontology annotation, biological process: peptidyl-serine phosphorylation. The transcript has 10 exons. Lineage: Eukaryota; Metazoa; Chordata; Mammalia; Perissodactyla; Rhinocerotidae. Gene Ontology annotation, molecular function: calmodulin binding; ATP binding; calcium/calmodulin-dependent protein kinase activity. The coding region runs from base 1 to 1134 and encodes 377 amino acids. Gene Ontology annotation, cellular component: intracellular anatomical structure.